UGAAACACAAGAAGCUGUUAUUUUUUCUCUAAACUUCAUUCAUGGAUUCAACUCCAAAGCAUCCCAUUUUCUGCUUGAAACGGCCGUGGGACAAAAACAACCACCAGAACCCGAAAUCCCCUUGCAAUUUAGAGACCCCUUGGCUCUUUAAAUCAAUACAUAAUGUCGGAUUAUUUGCUUUUAAUUUCUUGGAUUCAGCUUUGAAAACCCUAGAUUCUCCAAACAAACAAUUAAACCCUAAUCAACCUCUUAUUGAUGUUGGAAUGAAAUGGAAGAGUCCUAAACCAACGAACAAGAAAUUGUCUCCAGCAGAGCAAGGGGAAGCAGAAAAUAGAGCCCUAGCUUUGGCUUUAUCAAGUGGGAAAUAUGCUACAGUGAUGGAAUUUUAUUCACCGAAGUGUAGACUUUGCAAUUCUUUGCUUGACUUUGUCAUGGAAAUUGAGUCAAGGAAUUCUGAUUGGCUUAAUAUUGUAAUGGCGGAUGCAGAGAAUGAGAAAUGGCUUCCUGAGCUCCUCCACUAUGACGUCAGAUACGUUCCUUGCUUUGUGCUUUUGGAUAAAGACGGGAGAGCACUAGCAAAGACGGGUGUUCCAACCAGUCGAAUGCACGUAGUAGCAGGUCUUUCUUAUCUAAUCAAAAUGAAGCAACCUCAGAAAAAACAAACCAGGCACUGAACUUUUGAACAUCGAUCCGUCAAACAUGUAUAUCUUAUCCUCCUCUGCCUUGUUAAUUGUUUGUUAGAAAGAAAACUUGCUUGGUGAACUUUACCGUGUAUAUUCCACUAAGCCAUAGAUUUUUAAUUGUUUGCUAAAAACUCUUAUUUUCUCUCCCUUUUAUUAAAGACUAAAUAGUAGAAAAGAAGAAAAGGGAAAAGGAAAAGAAUUUGAGCACUGAAAAAGUUCUCACUUUGGAUCUCUUUUUUGGGCAAAGAUAAGGGUUUGUCUCCCACAAAACAUAAUUAUUAUAGUGCCAUUUGGAAUUCAGGAUUUCAUAUUUA
Molecule: messenger RNA, 997 nt
Organism: Papaver somniferum (opium poppy)
Lineage: Eukaryota; Viridiplantae; Streptophyta; Magnoliopsida; Ranunculales; Papaveraceae
Exons: 2
Coding region: 42-674 (210 amino acids)
Biological process (GO): cell redox homeostasis
Source: RefSeq, a predicted model, not a curated record